Molecule: messenger RNA, 1842 nt
Organism: Acanthosepion pharaonis
Lineage: Eukaryota; Metazoa; Mollusca; Cephalopoda; Sepiida; Sepiidae
Source: the annotation of a GenBank genome assembly
AUGCGACACCCACACACGCGAAGUCAAAACAGUCAUCACACCUAUCACCGCAUUGCAGAUCUGAUAGAGCCCAACACCAUCCCUUUCCUCAAAAGACGAGAUUUCAGGAAUAAUAAACCCAUAUAUUAUUAUAUUAUACUUUCUUCUUCUUCUUCUUCUUCUUCUUCUUCUUCUGUUGCUGCUGCUGUUACUGCUGCUGCUUCUGCUUCUUCUUCUCCCUCCUUCCUCUUCCUAUUCUUCUUCUCCAUCCUUCUCCUUCUCCUUCUUCUUCUUCUGCCUCCUCCUCUUCCUCCUUCUUCUUCUUCUUCUUCUGUUACUGCUGCUGCUUCUUCUUCUCCCCCUUACACUUCCUCCUCUUCUUCUUCUUCUUCCUCUUCUUUUCCCCUCCUUCCUCUUCCUCUUCUUCUUCUCGCUCCUUCUCCUUCUCCUUCUCCUUCUUCUUCUUCUGCCUCCUCCUCUUCCUUCAUCUUCUUCUUCUUCUUCUUCUUCUUCUUCUGUUGUUGCUGCUGCUGUUACUGCUUCUGCUUCUUCUUCUCCCUCCUUACACUUCCUCCUCUUCUACUUCCUCUUCUUCUCCCUCCUUCCUCUUCCUAUUCUUCUUCUCCAUCCUUCUCCUUCUUCUUCUUCUUCUUCUCCUUCUUCUUCUUCUGCCUCCUCCUCUUCCUUCUUCUUCUUCUUCUUCUGUUACUGCUGCUGCUUCUUCUUCUCCCCCUUACACUUCCUCCUCUUCUUCUUCUUCUCCUUCUUCUUCUUCUGCCUCCUCCUCUUCCUUCUUCUUCUUCUUCUUCUUCUUCUUCUACUGCUGCUGCUUCUGCUUCUUUUUCUCCCUCCGUCCUCUUACUCUUCUUCUUCUUCUUCUUCCUCCUCUUCCUUCUUCUUCUUCUUUUUCUAAUGCUGCUGCUUCUGCUUAUUCUUCUCCCUCCUUCUUCUUCCUCUUCUUCUUUUUCUUCUUCUUCUUCCUUCCUCUUCCUCUUCUUACUCUUCUUCUUCUUCUUUUUCUCCCUCCGUCCUCUUACUUUUACUCUUCUUCUUCUUCUUCUGUUGCUGCUGCAGUUGCUGCUGCAGUUGCUGCUGCAGUUGCUGCUUCUUCUUCUUCUCCCUCCUUCCUCUUCCUCUUCUUACACUUCUUCUUCCCCUUCUCCUCCCCCUCCUCCUCCUCUUCUUCUUCUUCUACUCCUUCAUUUCUCUUGUAUCUAUGUAUAUAUGUAUAUACCUAUCUCUUUUCAUUCUUAUCUCAUGUCUCUAAUCAGAAUCUAUCUAUCUAUCUAUCUAUCUAUCUAUCUAUCUAUCUAUCUCAGACCCAUCUAUCUCAUUAUUUUCCCUUUCCUUCUUUUCUUUAUCUCUCUCUUUCUCUCUUCGUUUUUUUCAUUCCUUCGUUCCGUUCUUCGUUCGUUCGUUCCUUCUUUCUUUCUUUCUUUCCUUCCUUCCUUCCUUCCUUCCUUCACACUUCGCUCAUUCCUUCACAUUUUAUUUUUUUUCAGUUGCCGCAAAUUCUUAUUCUUAUUUAUUUAUUCAAUUUAUAUAAGAGAACUGUCGUCUUCUUCUUCUUCCUUCUUCUUCUUCUUCUUCUUCUUCUUCGUCUUCUUCUUCUUCGUCUUCUUCUCCCCUCCUCCUCCCCUCCUCCUCCCCUCCUCCUCCUUCUUCUUCUUCUCCCCUCCACCUCCUUCUUUUUCCCUCCUCCACCUCCUCCUCCUCCUUCUUCUUCUUUUCUUCUUCUUCUUCCCUCCUCCUAUCUUCCUUCUUCUUCCCUCCUCCUCCUCCUCCUCCUCCUCCUCCUCCUUCUUCUUCUUCUUCUUUUUCUUCUUCUUCCCUCCUCCCCCUUCUUCUAAUUUAAUAGUCUAA